Molecule: messenger RNA, 4858 nt
Organism: Jaculus jaculus (lesser Egyptian jerboa)
Lineage: Eukaryota; Metazoa; Chordata; Mammalia; Rodentia; Dipodidae
Gene: Ltbp4
Product: latent transforming growth factor beta binding protein 4
Molecular function (GO): calcium ion binding
Source: RefSeq, a predicted model, not a curated record
AGCCGGACUCCAGACUCUGCUCCAGACAGGAUGCUGAGGCCUGGUCCCCGCGGCCGCCGCCCCCUCCGGAUGCUGCCGCUGCUGCUGCUGCUGCUGCUGCCGGUAGCAGCCGUCACCUCCACCGCGGGCCCCGACCCCAGCCCCAGCCCCAGCCCCAGCCAGGCCAUCCUGGGCCACCCGACCGGCCUUGGUGCUUGUCGCUGCUGCCUAGGCCUGGCACCUAGGAGGAAUAACUGCACCCAAGGGGGGUUCUUCCGGACGGCUUCCUGCAGGGCCCAUAGCUGUCCACCUGGAAAGUGCCCAGGACCCCAGAGGUGCCUGACCUCGACACCUCCGGUGCCAAACCCCAGCCCCAGCCCGGCAGAGAGGAAGAGACGCGUGUCCCUCAACUGGCAGCUUCUGACUUUGCAGGAGGCCCGAGCUUUGCUGAGGCGAAGGCGGCCCCGUGGGCCGUGGGCCCGGGCACUACUGAAAAGGAGGCCCCCGCAUCGCGCCCCAGCCGGCCAGGCCCGGGUCUUAUGUCCCUUGAUCUGUCACAAUGGCGGUGUGUGCGUGAAGCCUGACCGCUGCCUCUGUCCCCCGGACUUCACUGGCAAGUUCUGCCAGUUACACUCCUCAGGUGCCCGUCCCCCUGCCCCAGCCGUGCCAGGCCUCAUGCGCUCCGUGUAUACCAUGCCAUUGGCUAACCACCGGGACGACGAACAUGGAGUGGCGUCCAUGGUGAGCGUGCACGUGGAGCACCCCCAGGAGGCGUCGGUGGUGGUGCACCAGGUGGAACGAGUGUCCGGCCCUUGGGAAGAGGCGGACCCCGAGGCCCUGGCCCGGGCGGAGGCGGCGGCGCGGGCGGAGGCGGCGGCCCCCUACACGGUGCUGGCGCAGAGCGCGCCACGCGAGGACGGCUACUCGGACUCCUCGGGCUUCGGUUACUGCUUCCGGGAGAUGCGCGGCGGCGAAUGUGCGUCGCCGCUGCCCGGCCUGCGGACGCAGGACGUGUGCUGUCGAGGGGCCGGCCUGGCCUGGGGUGUGCACCACUGCCAGCUGUGCCCUGAGCACCCGGGGAACUCCAACCGCGUGGGUGGCUCCGAUGGACCUUGCCCGACCGGUUUUGAGAGGGUCAAUGGGUCCUGCGUAGAUGUGGACGAGUGCGCCACCGGCGGGCGCUGCCAGUACGGGGAGUGUGCCAACACGCGUGGCGGGUACACGUGCGUGUGUCCCGACGGUUUCCUGCUGGACUCUUCCCGCAGCAGCUGCAUUUCCCAGCACGUGAUCUCGGAAGCCAAGGGGCCCUGCUUCCGCGCGCUGCGCGACGGAGGCUGCUCUCUGCCCAUUCUACGCAACAUCACCAGGCAGAUCUGCUGUUGCAGCCGCGUGGGCAAAGCCUGGGGCAGAGACUGCCAGCUCUGCCCACCUUUCGGCUCAGAGGGCUUUCGGGAGAUCUGCCCAGCUGGCCCCGGCUAUCAUUACUCAGCUUCUGACCUCCGCUACAACACCAGACCCCUGGGCCAGGAGCCAGCUCGAGUGGCCCUCAGCCAACCACGGGCUGCACCGGCCACAGCUCUGCCACAUGCAGACUUUCUGCCCACUCGUCGCCCAGAACCUCGGCCCCAGCCUCGGCCUGAAUCCCGGCCUGAACCCCGGCCUGAACCCCGGCCUGGUCCUGAGCUUCCACUGCCCAGUAUCCCUGCCUGGCAGGGUCCUGAAAUACCUGAAUCAGGUCCAGGCCCCUCCUCCAGCGUGUGUCAGCGCCACCCGCAGGUGUGUGGCCCUGGACGCUGCAUACCUCGGGCCAACGGCUACACCUGCGCCUGCGACUCCGGAUACCGGCUCAGCCCCCAGGGCACCCGCUGCACCGAUGUAGAUGAAUGCCGCCGCGUGCCCGCUCCUUGUUCUCCUGGGCGCUGUGAGAACACACCGGGCAGCUUUCGCUGCGUGUGCGGCCCGGGCUUCCGAGCGGGUCCGCGGGCUACCGAGUGCCUGGACGUGGACGAGUGCCAGCGCGUGCCGCCGCCGUGCGACCGCGGGCGGUGCGAGAACACCCCGGGCAGCUUCCUGUGUGUGUGCCCCGCCGGGUACCAGGCGGCACAGCACGGAGGCAGCUGCCAGGAUGUGGACGAAUGCACCCAGAGCCCAGGCCUGUGUGGACGAGGGGCCUGUGAAAACCUGCCCGGCUCUUUCCGCUGUGUGUGCCCGGCUGGCUUCCGCGGCUCGGCUUGCGAAGAGGAUGUGGAUGAGUGUGCCCAGCAGCCGCCGCCCUGCGGGCCUGGCCGCUGUGACAACACGGCCGGCUCCUUUCACUGCGCCUGCCCUGCUGGCUUCCGCUCCAGGGGCCCCGGGGCCCCCUGCCAAGACGUGGAUGAGUGUGCCCGGAGCCCAUCGCCCUGUGCCUACGGCCGCUGUGAGAACACGGAAGGCAGCUUCCAGUGUGUGUGCCCCACAGGCUUCCAACCCAAUGCCGCCGGCUCCGAGUGCGAGGAUGUGGAUGAGUGUGAGAACCACCUGGCGUGUCCCGGGCAGGAAUGUGUGAACUCACCCGGCUCUUUCCAGUGCAGGGCCUGUCCUGCUGGCCACCACCUGCACCGAGGCAGAUGCACUGAUGUGGACGAGUGCAGCUCGGGCGCCCCCUGCGGCCUCCACGGGCAGUGCACGAAUACCGAAGGCUCAUUCCGUUGCAGCUGCACCCCGGGUUACCGCGUGCCAUCUGGUCGACCCGGGCCCUGCACUGACAUCAAUGAGUGUCUGGAGGGCGAUUUCUGCUUCCCCCACGGCGAGUGUCUCAACACCGAUGGUUCCUUUGCCUGCACCUGUGCCCCUGGCUACCGGCCUGGACCACGCGGAGCAUCUUGCCUCGAUGUGGACGAGUGCAGCGAGGAGGACCUUUGCCAGAGCGGCACGUGCACCAACACCGAUGGCUCCUUUGAGUGCGUGUGUCCCCCGGGACACCGUGCAGGCCCAGACCUCUCCUCCUGCCUGGACAUCGAUGAGUGUCGUGAGCGAGGGCCCUCUCUGUGCGGGUCCCAGCGCUGUGAGAACUCCCCCGGCUCUUACCGCUGCGUCAGGGACUGUGAUCCUGGCUACCACGCGGGCCCCGAGGGCACCUGUGAUGAUGUGGACGAGUGCCAGGAAUACGGCUCGGCAAUUUGUGGGGCUCAGCGCUGUGAGAACACCCCUGGUUCCUACCGCUGCACGCCAGCUUGCGACCCCGGCUACCAGCCCACGCCGGGGGGCGGGUGCCAGGAUGUGGACGAAUGCCGGAACCGGUCCUUCUGCGGCGCCCAUGCCACGUGCCAGAACCUGCCGGGCUCCUUCCAGUGCCUGUGUGACCAGGGCUACGAGGGGGCUCGGGACGGGCGUCACUGCGUGGAUGUGAAUGAAUGUGAAACACUGCACGGUGUGUGUGGAGCUGCCCACUGUGAAAAUGUCGAAGGCUCUUUCCUGUGUGUCUGCCCCACCAGCCCGGAGGAGUUUGACCCCAUGACGGGACGCUGUGUUUCUCCACGAACUUCUCCUGGCACAUUCCCAGGAUCACAGCCCCAGGCACCUGCCAGCCCCAAUCUUCCAGCGGGGCUCCCCCCGCCACCACCUCCGCCGCGCAGGCCCAGCGCGCCCAGGCACGGGCCUGCGGGCAGCGGCAGCGGGCGCCGGGAAUGUUACUUCGACACGGCGGCCCCGGACGCCUGCGACAACAUCUUGGCCCGGAAUGUCACGUGGCAGGAGUGCUGCUGCACCGUGGGCGAGGGCUGGGGCAACGGCUGCCGAAUCCAGCAGUGCCCGGGCACCGAGACAGCUGAAUACCUGUCGCUGUGUCCCCACGGCCGGGGCUAUCUGGCACCCAGUGGAGAUCUGAGCGUCCGCAGAGAUGUGGAUGAAUGCCAGCUCUUCCGGGACCAGGUGUGCAAGAGCGGGGUGUGCGUGAACACAGCCCCGGGGUACUCGUGUUACUGCAGCAAUGGCUUCUACUACCACGCACGGCGGCUGGAGUGCAUCGAUAACGACGAAUGCGCCGACGAGGAGCCAGCUUGCGAAGGCGGCCGCUGCGUCAACACGGUGGGCUCUUAUCACUGCACGUGCGAGCCCCCCCUCGUGCUGGACGGCUCCCGGCGCCGCUGCGUCUCCAACGAGAGCCAGAGCCUGGAUGACAAUCUGGGCGUGUGCUGGCAGGAAGUGGGGCCUGACCUCGUCUGCAGCCGCCCUCGGCUGGACCGCCAGGCCACCUACACAGAGUGUUGCUGCCUCUAUGGGGAAGCCUGGGGCAUGGACUGUGCCCUCUGCCCUGCCCAGGACUCAGAUGACUUUGAGGCCCUGUGCAAUGUGCUGCGUCCCCCGGCCUAUGGCCCCCCGCGACCGGGAGGCUUCGGAGUCCCCUAUGAGUAUGGUCCAGACAUAGGCCCACCGUAUCAAGGCCUCCCGUAUGGACCAGAGCUGUACCCACCUCCUGUGCUGCCCUAUGACCCCUACCCACCCCCACCUGGGCCCUUUGCCCGCCGGGAGGCCCCUUACGGGGCACCGCCCUUCGACAUGCCGGACUUUGAGGAUGAUGGUGGCCCCUAUGACGAGUCUGAGGCUCCCGCCCCACCCAGCCGAGGCAGCAGCUGGGCUUACCGUUCGCGGGACACGCGUGGCUCCUUCCCGGAGUCCGAGGAGUCCUCUGAACGUGGAGGCUAUACUGGCGCCCUGACUGAGCCCUAUGAGGGUCUAGAGGCUGAAGAGUGUGGGAUCCUGGACGGCUGCGCCCACGGCCGCUGUGUGCGCCUCCCUGAAGGCUUCACCUGCGACUGUUUCGACGGCUACCGCCUGGACAUGGCCCGCAUGGCCUGCGUGGAGAGACAGAGAGGCAGAUAGAGAAUGGGUGUGCCAGAGC